Cadophora gregata is the source of this 1848-nucleotide messenger RNA. RefSeq lists its product as uncharacterized. Bases 1 to 1848 code for a protein of 615 amino acids. The record is from RefSeq and is a predicted model, not a curated record. The transcript has 3 exons. NCBI's taxonomy places the organism in Eukaryota, Fungi, Ascomycota, Leotiomycetes, Helotiales, Ploettnerulaceae. Gene Ontology annotation, molecular function: transmembrane transporter activity. Gene Ontology annotation, biological process: transmembrane transport.
AUGGCGACCUCACCUCGACCAAGGUCACCCGCAAAUUAUGGGGCAAUCGAAAAUUGCGAUACGGAGAGCACCGACUCAAAUGAUAUUUCACCACACGGUACGGAUUACCAAGACCAGGCUCUCACCAAUGUUCACCAUGAACCAUCCUUUGACAGAGCUCGGCGACGGUCAUUCAUCGCGGAAGACGAGGAUCCUCUUCAAAUCGAGCCGCCGACAAUGAAGAAGAAAGAGGAGACAGUGACUUGGUCAAGUCUACCACACAAGAGCCAGUUGGCUAUCUUGACACUCGCAAGACUUUCGGAGCCAUUAGUUCAAACAUCACUAAGGUCUUAUUUGUUCUAUCAAUUGCGAUCCUUCGACAGAAGUCUCCCGGCAUCAACUAUCGCCUCUCAAGCAGGUAUCAUGCAAGGUUCCUUCGCUGCAGCACAACUAUGUACAGCUAUGUUAUGGGGACGAUUUUCAGACCGUGGUGGUCGAAAGCGGAUUCUUCUCAUCGGGUUAUCCGGAACAACGAUCUCAUGCCUUGGUUUUGGCUUCUCGAGAAACUUCUACCAGGCUCUGGUGUUUCGGAUGCUGGGAGGAGCUUUGAAUGGCAACGUGGGUGUUAUGAGGACGAUGAUCAGCGAGAUUGUGAGGGAGAAGAAGUUCCAGUCAAGAGCCUUCCUGAUUUUACCUAUGGUGGCAAACAUUGGUAGUAUCAUCGGGCCAAUGAUCGGAGGUAUCACAUCUGAUCCUGCUGGCAACUUCCCGCUGAUAUUCGGCGGGAACUGGUUCCUUGAAAAGUUCCCUUACGCGCCACCCAAUUUGAUCAGUGCGACGUUCCUCUUUUGUGCUGCCAUGGCAGUGUUUUUCGGCUUGGAAGAGACACAUGAAGCUUAUGCUCACCAGAAGGACGUCGGUAUUGCUUUCCGCCGCAAGGUAUUUUCAGCCAUUGGCCGCUUCUUUGGAAGCAAGAAGGAAGGCUAUGAACAACUUGCAAGAUCGGAACCUUUCGGUCCCAACGGCCACAUUAUUGAGUACGAUCCCGACACCAAACCACGAAAGAGGAUUGCACCGCGAUACAAGAACAAACUUCCCUUCCGUCGAAUUUUUACUUACAACGUGGUCUCAACACUCCUCUGCCAUGGUUUGAUGUCCCUCUCAAUGGGCACCUUCCAAAAUAUCUGGUACUCCUUCCUCUCAACACCCGUCUACGAUCCCGAAAAUCCACCAGAGAACUACACUCCUCACCUCCCCUUCAUGUUUACAGGUGGUAUCGGCCUCCCACCCCGUUCCGUCGGGUUCGUCAUGGCAAUCUUAGGAUCCAUCGGCAUAACCCUGCAACUUUUCCUCUACCCUCACGUCAACCAACGCCUCGGUACCGUCCGCUCCUGGCGCAUCUUCCUGUACUGCUUCCCAAUAGUGUACACCAUUGUUCCGUUCCUUUCACUUAUCCCCUCGACGACACCGCCCCCGAGCCAGAAAACCGGUGUUCCUAUCUGGGCGGCUCUCACUUCCCUCCUCUUUGUACAAGUCGUUGGUCGAACGUUCGCGAGUCCCGCGACGACCAUCCUCAUUAAUAACUGCAGUCCACAUCCCAGUGUCCUUGGUACGAUCCACGGAAUCGGCCAGAGUGCAAGUAGUGCUGCGAGGACGGUCGGACCCGCGCUUGGUGGUUUGCUGUAUGGUGUAGGAUUGAAGAAUGGAGUUGUUGGCGCUAUGUUCUGGGUGUUGGCGUGCGUGGCUGUGUUUUCUAUCAUUGCGAGUAAUUGGGUGAGAGAGGGAGAUGGUCAUGAGAUUCGGUUGGAAGGGGAUGAUGAGGCUGAGGCAGAAGCGGAGGCUGAGAAUGCGCCGCUGCUGAGGAAAUAG